Molecule: messenger RNA, 2387 nt
Organism: Fopius arisanus
Lineage: Eukaryota; Metazoa; Arthropoda; Insecta; Hymenoptera; Braconidae
Gene: Msx
Product: muscle segmentation homeobox
Exons: 3
Coding region: 282-1793 (503 amino acids)
Biological process (GO): regulation of transcription by RNA polymerase II; embryonic morphogenesis
Cellular component (GO): nucleus
Molecular function (GO): RNA polymerase II transcription regulatory region sequence-specific DNA binding; DNA-binding transcription factor activity, RNA polymerase II-specific
Source: RefSeq, a predicted model, not a curated record
GCAGUGGCAAGCCACGCGCAACGGAGGUCAAAGGCUUCUGCCAAAUAAUUCAAGUAUUAUUUUAUUUAAAAUUAAUUAACGGAUUUAAUCGAGAGAGUGAGAUUGAGUGUUGAUUGUUUAGGGAGCGAUAUGGAGACGGUGGUUAUUUCACUAAUUGUUGUGAUGAAAUCAGUGCGUGAGGAUAUGAGGAAUGAGCAGUGAGAGGGCAAUGAUAGGUAUUAUUGAUAUUUGAUUGAUGAACGAAUGGGGUGUGAAGGGUGGUGGGUCAUAGAGUGUCGAGUAUGAGUAACAUUGAGGGAUUGUCCAUGCAAGGAGCUAGUGCAACUCCUGCAUCGGUUGGUGGUGGUAGUGGCCUGUCGGAUGAUGCUGAUAUGGCUAGUCCAACGUCAGCCUCGAAUCCAAAACCCAGAAGUGGAAAAAUUAAUUUCAGUGUCGAUGCACUGCUGAGUGGAACGAAAAAAUCACCAGUUAAUUUCUCGACGCGAAGGAGCGUGGAGAAUGGUGAUGAUGGGGCGAGUGAUAUAUCGGAGAAGAGCAACGAGAUGCAGGACGAGGCAAGGAGGUAUAGAGAUUUUUUGUUGAUGGAGCAGGAGCGCCAGCGAGGACUCCAGAGUCGUGAACUCCUAGCAAGACUGAGUCCACUGACACCAAGUGGCCUAUCAGCAUUCCCUAGUUUACAUCACUAUCAUCAUCAGGUGCGCUGCAAUGCAGCAGCUGCUGCUGUUGAGGAUGUCAAGAGGGUGAACACUGAGCGACAGGAUACGAUAACCGUUAAGGACUUUUCAAGAACGGCAAUGCACGAGGAGUCAUCGUCGCCCGUCGGCCUUGCUGAUGACAGACUGAGUGGUAAUUCUAGUGGUACCUCACCUAAACCUUUGGCACGUCGGACCGAGGAUGAAGAUCUCGACGACGACGACAUGGACGACGACAGAAUCACCUCUAAUCGAUCAGUAUCACCAAUAAGACGUGAAAUAGAAAAUGAUAGGAGUGAUUCUGAAGCGCCAAGAUCGUUGGAGGGUGAUGGUAGUUGUGAGAGACUGAUGGAAGUUGGUAGUGGUUCAAGAUCGGAGGACUUAAAUGUCAUGGAUUCUGAUUGUGAAAUGGAACGUGAAGUGGAGGGUGGUAGACACGAGAAGGAAAAAUCCAGUCCCGUUGUACCACAACCAAUUCACCCAGUUCAGAGGCCACCAGGGCCUUAUUUAAGUGGACCAGCACCAGGAUGGUCGCCCACGGGAUUUCCACAUUCCUUGGCUGGAUUCGCGUGGCUACCCCCACCUCCCCAUCCACAUAAUCCCCAUGGACAUCUGUAUACGCCCCAGGGUGGACCAACGAGUCCCAACGGUGACCUGAGAUUACCGGGACCUGGGCCAGGACCCGUGAGGUGCACCCUGAGGAAGCACAAGCCCAACAGAAAGCCAAGAACGCCUUUUACAACUCAACAGCUACUCUCGUUGGAGAAAAAAUUUCGCGAGAAGCAAUAUCUCACGAUAGCGGAGAGAGCAGAGUUCUCAUCCUCGCUUCAUCUGACUGAGACUCAGGUGAAGAUAUGGUUUCAAAAUCGUCGGGCUAAAGCGAAAAGAUUGCAGGAGGCAGAGAUUGAGAAGUUGAGGCUGUCAGCGAGACCGUUGCUGCACCCGAGUUUCGGUACAGGUCUCAUGUUUUCAGCGGGUGUUGGACCACCAGGUACACCAGGUGGAGUACCACCAUUCAUAGCAGCAGCAAUGGCAAGACACAGUCAUGCUGCUGCUGCAACUGCUGCCAUGUUUAUGGGCCCACCUGGUCAUCGGCCGUGAGUCCCUUAUCCAGCAAUAGUUCAAAUCAAAUAAAACUCAAAUCGUGUACUUAAAUUGAAAAAUUUAUAAUGUAAAUAUUGUAUAUAAUUGACGAUAGUUAUUGUACGGAAAAUGUGAGUAUCACCGGAUUGGUGGGUGUAAAUAAUAAUUCAAUAGUGAAAAUGUCGUUUACGCGGAUCUAUAGAUCUUUUACACGCUUUCAGUCUUAUAAUCGACGACGUACGAUCGAGAGGGACUUUAUGCGACAGGCAAACGUACUGGCUACGUGUUCAAUUUAAUGCUAAUCGGGCGUAUGUCGAGUUAAGGCCAGCAAUCCACCAAUUUUCAUUGACUGAGCGUGUAAAUAUCCAUAGAUCAAAAACACAUUAAACUAAAAGAAAAAAAAAAAAAAAGAAAACAAAAGACAUGGACAAAUAUGUAAAUUAUCAAUUCCAAUGGAACACGUAAUUUAAAAUCUCCGCAUGACGAAUGUCAAGGGGUGAAUCAGUUGAUGACUGAGAAAUGAAAAAAAAAUUCCACAAAAUACUGAAAACUGUAUAAAUGUAACAUUAAAGUUUAUCCAUAAAAGAAGAGAGCAAAAAAGCUGAAUACGUU